GUCUGGAUAUUCAAUAAAUCACACACUUGGCUGUUUGACGGAUGUUCGGUCUCUAUAGAGCAACAAACUUUCUAUGCAUAUUAUUGUUGUUCCAAACUUACUCACAACGUAUUCAGGUAAUCUAUGAGGGGCAGAAUGUUGCAUUCUAUUGUAAUGCUACCGGUGGCUCCAAAAAUGAUUACAUACACUACCAAUGGGAGGUUAAUAAUCGUGAUCUAAUAGCCACUGAUGCCUACUUUCAUAUAAGAGGCAUUCAGAAAAGUGAUGAGGGUGAGUAUAAAUGCAUUGCUACUCAAUAUGUAAAUGGGACUCCUAUCGUCGCAACUGAAUCCACAUUUAUCAGUGUUCGCAAAGCUGAUUCCAUCAUAACUCAAGAUGUCGAAGAAGGAAUUUUGGUUCGAAUUUUAUGUAAUGUAAGUAGUGAUGAGAAACCUGAUGGUGCUGGUCCAUUUCGAUACGAAUGGCGUAAUCCAAAUGGUACAUUAGUUGGAACUCAAUGGAAAUUAGAAUUGGGCCACAUCAAAGUACAUGAAUCAGGGAUAUAUGUCUGCCGUGUUUCAUAUGAAUUUGACAAAAGACAAAUGUCCACCAGUUCGGCAACAAAAAUAAAUGUUAUUCCACGUCGAAAUGGUGAAGUAGAACCAACUUAUUCUGUUGUAAUUCGAGAAAUUUCUGGUCCCCUUUAUUUAAAUGCACGAUUAGAAUUGGAGUGUUCUCCAAGACCACCAAAUUCAGCUGCUAGAAUUAAUUGGCUUGGUCCAGAUGGAAUGGUGGUUUCCGAUUCUAGUAAUAUAGUAUUUGAACGUUUCCAACCUCAUCAUCAAGGUAGAUACACAUGCCAAAUCUUACUACCGAAUCAAAUUAUUUUACGUCAAUUGACUUCCCUGGUCCGACUUGACAGUAUGGUACUUACCUUUAACAGUACGAUAUCUAUUGACGAUGGUACAGGAGUGGAUUUAAUAAUGCGACCUAAUAUCAUAUAUAUCCCAGCAUUUCAUCCAUUUGAAAUUGAAUGUUUAUCUAUACGUACCGGUUUAUCACCUAUUGCCAUAUUUGGUAAUGGUGCACCUAUUGAAUCCGAUAAUCGAUUUACAAUUAUAAAACCAAAUGAACAACGAUUAAUUAUAAGAGCUACAGAUGGUUUAUCAAGUGUUUAUAAUGGUUUACGUAUUCGUUGUAUGUUACCAGGACUCAAUUAUAAAGAAGUUACGUUAUACAUAAUGGAUAUUUGUACUGCUAGUCAAUCACAAUGUAGAACUCGACAAUGUAUUCAAACCUCUUCAAUAUGUGAUGGUAAAGCUGACUGUCUUGAUAAGUCAGAUGAGGGUAGCAGUUUUUGCAAUGCUGGACUUACUGUGAUUCCAACUCGUAUUGUAGUUAAACCAUCAGAACCUUUUUCACUUAAAUGUCAAACUAUUUUACCAGGGACCAGAAUGCCACAUGCACGUUUUGUACAUAGUGGUCAAGAUGUAGAGUCCGAUCCUCGAUUUAUCAUUGAGAGAUCUCCAGGUAUUCUGCUUAUUAAGGCACCAUAUGGACUUUCAGUAGAAGCCAAUGACACAAGAAUUGAAUGUUACUUUCCCGAUGAAAGCCCUAGAACUGCAAUAAUCAAUGUAGUUACUGAUCGAUGUGGAUUAGGAUACUUCAUGUGUUAUGACGGAAAUUGUAUACAACAAUCUCAGAGAUGUGACGGGCAAACUCAAUGUCCCGAUGGAUCUGAUGAAAUUAAUUGUGUUUGCCAACCACCUAGCAUUCUUUGUUCUUCGGGUGAGUGUAUUACUCCUGAAAUGCGAUGUGACGGUACACAACAUUGUCGAGACGGCUCAGAUGAAAUUGGUUGCCCUCCUCGUUGUCGUCCUGGUCAAUAUCAGUGUUCUUCUGGUGAAUGCAUUGAACAACAAAUGAGGUGUGAUGGUCGACAAGAUUGUCGGGACGCUUCAGAUGAGACUGGUUGCCCUCCUCGUUGUCGUCCUGGUCAAUAUCAGUGUUCUUCUGGUGAAUGCAUUGAACAACAAAUGAGGUGUGAUGGUCGACAAGAUUGUCGGGACGCUUCAGAUGAGACUGGUUGCCCUCCUCGUUGUCGUCCUGGUCAAUAUCAGUGUUCUUCUGGUGAAUGCAUUGAACAACAAAUGAGGUGUGAUGGUCGACAAGAUUGUCGGGACGCUUCAGAUGAGACUGGUUGCCCUCCUCGUUGUCGUCCUGGUCAAUAUCAGUGUUCUUCUGGUGAAUGCAUUGAACAACAAAUGAGGUGUGAUGGUCGACAAGAUUGUCGGGACGCUUCAGAUGAGACUGGUUGCCGAGAACGAGUAAAUAUUCGUGUAGUGCCAGAUAUCAUUCAUACACAGCCGUACGAAAAAUGGAAGUUUGAAUGCUCUGUGAUAGGUGCAGAUAUAGAACCAAUAGUCAAGUUCCAAGAUGGUAGACUUGUCGAAUCAGAUCCUAACUUUCGAGUUACUCGCAUUGAUCCCAACACUGUCAGCGUUGAAGCGAUUCAUGGCUUAACGGAAAAAAAGGAGCGUCUUAGCUUCAUAUGUACAUUCCCUGGUGGACCAGAAGAGGAGAUAGAUGUUUAUGUUCGACGACGAUGUCCUCAUGGUGAAUUCAUGUGUAAAGAUGGAACAUGUCGUCCAGAAAGUGAUUUUUGUAACGGUCGAGUUGAUUGUCCUGAUGGUUCAGAUGAACGACCUCCAUAUUGUAGGGAAAUUGUACAGGUGGAAGUUAAACCAAGCAUUAUUCAUGUUCAACCGUAUAAACGUUUUGAAUUUGAAUGUAUUUCUUAUGUUCCUGGGAUAAAACCAGAAGCUCGAUUACCUAGUGGUAUACUUGUAAGUCAAGAUCCACGUUUUAAUGUAAUAUACCUUUCACCAAAUCAUCUUCAAGUAAAUGCAAUAUAUGGUUUAACAGAUAGAGAUCAUCCAUUCCAGAUUUAUUGUAUAUUUCCUGGAUUAGAAAAUAGAACUACUGUAAUAGAAAUUGAAAGACCUUGUCCAAGUGGACAGUUUCAAUGUAUGGAUGGACGAUGUUUACCAUCUAAUGUAUUUUGUGAUGGCAAAUCGGAUUGUUCAGAUAGUUCAGAUGAAAAUGAACGAUACUGUGCUGUAAACAUCAGAGUGACACCAGGUUCGAUUCGUGUAGUCCCAUAUCAACGUUUUCAAUUCGAAUGUUCAACGUCAAUCCCAGGCGUAUCUCCUCAAGUAACGUUUGAUGAGCGUUCAGUAGAAAGAGAUAAUCGUUUUGUUGUUACUCGUCCAAGUCUUCAAACUAUAGUAGUGACAGCGCCAACUGGUUUAUCAGAAAUUGGUGCACACAGAUUUAAAUGUAUUGUAUCAGUAAAUAUUGUUAAAGAAGUUGAUGUAGAAAUCAUAAGUGAAUGUCCACCUGGGCAAUUAAAAUGUAGAUCUGGUGAAUGCUUGCCAAGAGCAAUAUUUUGUGAUGGGAAGUAUGAUUGCCCAGAUAGAUCAGAUGAAGAUCCAAGAUCAUGUGUUCCUACAAUUAUUAUUACUCCAACAACAAUUUUAACAAGACCACAUGAAUCUUUCCAAUUUGAAUGUAAAUCAGUUAUGCCAGGUGGUGAACCAAAAAUUACACUUGAAGGUUAUCCAGUUGAAAAUGAUCCCAGAUUUACAAUUGUACGUCCAAGCCGUGAACAUGUUAUUGUUCGAGCAGAAAGUGGUAUUGCUGAUCCUGGAAAAUAUUCUUUCACUUGUACCGUAGUAAGUGCAGCUAGUAAGACAAUCGUGGUACAAGUUGAAUCAGUAUGUCCACCUGGUUAUUCUAAGUGUAAAGAUGGAAUGUGUAUCCUGGACAACCAGUUUUGUGAUGGGAUAAUUCAUUGUCGAGAUGGCUCAGAUGAAGACAAGUUACGGUGCCCUGAAGUGGCUGUUGAUGUACGAGUUCACUUUACUCCUGGUGAAUUACGAAUUCAACCUGGUCGAGCAUUCCGUUUGGAAUGUGUGACGGAUAAACCGGGCACAUCUCCAGUUUUACAGUUUCUUGAUGGGAGACCAAUAACAAGUGACCCAAGAUUUGUAGUUUCUAGGCCAUCAACUGAACGUGCCAUCAUAGACGUUCCUGGAGGCCUUGAUGCUAGAGACAGACAGAUCAUAAUCGAAUGUGUAUCUCCCAGUGGUGAAAGAAAAACAUCAACCAUCUUCAUCGAACUAGGUUGUCAACCAGGACAAAGACGAUGUCCCAGUGGGCAGUGUAUAUUUGUUGGUCAAUUCUGUGAUGGGAAACCUGAUUGCGAUGAUGGAUUUGAUGAGAAACCUGAAAACUGUGAGUAUUGUGACCCAAUAACUAAACCAUGCGAAGUUGUGAAUGGUAAACCACCUAAAGAAAAAACCUAUGAACUACAUUGGAGGUGUGAUGGCGAAGAUGAUUGUGGAAAUCGGUUUGAUGAACAAAAUUGUCUAAAUGACACUCGUGUACCAGAUAAAGAGUGUGGUGCUACUCAUUUCAGAUGUGGUACUGAACCAUAUCAGUAUAUACCGUUUGCAUACUGGUGUGAUGGAGGUCGUGAUUGUCGAGGUGGUGAAGAUGAAGCUGAUUGUUCCCCACCUACCAUAAUUCAAACUCAACGUCAAGAAACUCAUAGAGUUCGUCCUGGUGGUAGACUGAUUUUAGAAUGUGAAGCAUCCGGUGUUCCACCACCUAUGAUUAUUUGGCGUUUCAAUUGGAGAUGCCUUCGUGAUGAAACACGAAUGCGGACCCAAGCUGUCCCAAGUUCGCUUGGAUGUAAGGGUUCAAAGAGUCGUCUAACAAUCGAAAACUUCAGGGAAGGUGACGAUGGGAUUUAUAAUUGUGAAGCACUGACAUCGAAAGAAAGAGCUAUGUCCCAGGAUAUAUUUGUUUUUCUAUCUCCUUAGUUAUGUUUUCAUUUUCACGUGAUAUUAUGGAAUAUCAAGUUGAAUGAAUAGUUAUAUUAUCAUUUUAUCAUAUAUUUUUAAAAUUAAUUUAACUCUUUGUGUCAAAAUAGCAAUGUUCUGAAUUUCAAAAUAGUAUAUCUUUCAAUCAUCUUACAAACAAUGUAUUAAUUUUGCCGUUUGAAAUUCUAAUUCCCAAGUUAUACAUUAUUCUGUUAUAUGAAAUUUAAAAUAUAAUGCUUAUUUGAAGAG
Schistosoma guineensis is the source of this 5114-nucleotide messenger RNA. The record is from the annotation of a GenBank genome assembly. Lineage: Eukaryota; Metazoa; Platyhelminthes; Trematoda; Strigeidida; Schistosomatidae.